This is a messenger RNA of Rangifer tarandus platyrhynchus (Svalbard reindeer), 606 nucleotides long. NCBI's taxonomy places the organism in Eukaryota, Metazoa, Chordata, Mammalia, Artiodactyla, Cervidae. The record is from the annotation of a GenBank genome assembly.
AUGCCUGCCCUGGAGAUAGUGGGCAUGGGCCACCUGGAGUACCUCUAUGAGAAGGCCUUGUUGCUCAUCUUCUUGGGAUUCCUGCCCUGGGGGGACACCAUGCUGUUGUGUGCUAUGUUGGAUGCCCACCCCAAGAUGCAGUGCUGCAAGGAGACCCACAUCAUCUCCCAUGUGCUGGCCAUGUCGCAGGCCUGGUCCAAGUCCAGCCAGGAGAAGCUGCAGUUGGACGAGGUGGGCGUGACUGAUGAGGUGCUGGAUGUGGCCAUGCAGGCCUUCAACCUGGAGGUGAUCGCCAAGCAUGGCAAGCCAGUCGGCAUCCUCUGCAACAAAGAUCCCUCCACACUCAAGUUUUCCGUCUACCUGUUGCACCUCCUCCCUGCUGGUGGUGCAGGACAGUUGGGCCUCCACGUACUCCAGGGUCACCUGCAACGUCACUAUUGCCAGCUUCAACCUCAGCAGCUAGCACGACUACCUCACCAAGUGCAGCCAGGCCAUGGAGAUGAUCUCAUUCUUGACCUCCUUGCCACCACCUGGAGCAGUACUGUCCUGUGCAACAAGGACCUCAUCAGCAAGCCCAGCGGCAUUUCCCUAUCCAAGAUCGAGUGA